GAGUCGCUCUGCCGUUCUGGAACUACAGAGGGAGAACACUGUACUGAGGUCGGGAGAGGAGGCGAUGGGAAGAGAAAGAGAGCAGAAGGAGAGAGAGGAGGAAGCCCAACGACUGAGAGUGGAGGUGGACAGACUGAGAGAAGAGGUGGAGAAACUGGAAGAGGCUCAGAAACAACGGGAGGAACAGAGAGAAGAAGAGAUGAGAGAAGAGGAGGCGCGAAGAGAGAUGGAGGAGAAGAGGAGGGACGAGGAGAAGAGGACGGAGGAGGAGAACAGGAGAGAGGAGGUGAAGAGGAGAGAGGCCGAGGUUGAGGAGAAGAGGAAGGUGGACGAGGAGAAGAGAAGGAAGACGGAGGAGGAGGAGAAGAGGAGGAAGGAGGAAGAGGAGGAGAGGAGAGAGGAAGUGAAGAGAGAGCACAGGAGAGCGAUGCAGAGUCUGGUGUGUGAAUACAGCAGCUGUCAGGCAGAGCUACAGACUCGCAUAGUGGCCCUGGAGACAGAGCUACGGGAGCGUGAGGAGAGGUGCAGGAGGAGGGAGGUUCAUCUCUGUGAUGAUCUCCAGAUGGGAAGACUCCAGGAGAGACUCACUGAGAGGAACCAGCUAAUCAAACGCCUGGUGGAGGAACGACAUCAGCUGCAUCUUCAUCCUCCGGUUGCCGGGGACAACGGAACCCUCAGGCUCCAUGACAACAGGCCACACCCCGGGAUCGUUACACCAACUAUGAGGAGGAAGCGUGUGGAGGAUUCUCCGCCCCGCGUCACCAGCAUUCCAAACCUCAGCGCCUAUGAGAGGAGCGUCCUCCUCCCCACGACACCCCCUCCCCUGCCUCCCCCAACAUCCCCCCUCCUCAACUCUGCC
Molecule: messenger RNA, 859 nt
Organism: Oncorhynchus keta (chum salmon)
Lineage: Eukaryota; Metazoa; Chordata; Actinopteri; Salmoniformes; Salmonidae
Product: capping protein inhibiting regulator of actin dynamics-like
Exons: 5
Source: RefSeq, a predicted model, not a curated record